This is a messenger RNA of Pogona vitticeps (central bearded dragon), 884 nucleotides long. The record is from RefSeq and is a predicted model, not a curated record. NCBI's taxonomy places the organism in Eukaryota, Metazoa, Chordata, Lepidosauria, Squamata, Agamidae.
UUGAUCUUUUUAUGUUCCGACCGGCAUUUCCAAUAUUGUCGUCUUCCAGUGACUUGAGCCAUCUCCGCCAUGAAGUUCUGCGUCGUUUUCCUGGCUUUGGCCAUCUUGACAGGUUCCGAGGCUGCUUCUCUUAACGACGAGCCCGCCAGACCAUGUCUGGAGCAGAUCCACAGCACCAUCCAGGAGUAUCUCGACAAGGCUACCAAAAUGACCGCAGAAAACUUGGAGGCAAUCCGUAAUUCAGAGUUCGGCAAGGAGCUCAACACCCGUAUCGCCACCAGCAUCAACAAUGCCAAACGUUAUCAGGAGGAACUGCAGAAGCAGCUUCCCCCAGCGGCCCAGGACAUGGUCCAAAAGGCCAUCACCGACCUGCGGGAGCUGCAGCAGAAAGUACAGCCUGUGGCCGAAGACCUGAACCAAAAAGUGCAGGGCGGCAUCAGCACGCUGCGGGAGCUGCUGGCCCAGGUGGAACAGCACGCCAAGACGGUGAGGCAGGCCCUGCCCUCCGGCGCGGAGCUGGCAGCCAACCUCAAGAAGAACAUGAAGGAGGUCCGUUCCCAGCUGGAACCCUUCGCCGAAGACCUGAAGAGCAAGAUCGAAGAGUUCCGACAAGGGGUGGAGCCCUUAGCCCAAAAAAUCCAGGGAAGCCUCAGCGAAGGCGUCGAGCAGGUCCACCAGAACUUGAAACCGUAUGCCGAGGACUUCCAAGAGAAAUUCAACACCGCCUGGUCCUCCAUGCUGGAGCGGUUCCAGUGAAAAUCUGGCCCAGCAAUCCAGGUCGGGGAGGGAACAGAUGCCCCUGGAAAACAGCAUCCUCUAACUUGCAACAUCUUGUGCCUGUAACCAUCCCCUUCCUGGAGCAAUAAAAGAACAAAUGAUGAGUU